This is a messenger RNA of Lotus japonicus, 1048 nucleotides long. Its product is annotated as auxin-induced protein 22E-like. Gene Ontology annotation, biological process: regulation of DNA-templated transcription. The record is from RefSeq and is a predicted model, not a curated record. Gene Ontology annotation, cellular component: nucleus. NCBI's taxonomy places the organism in Eukaryota, Viridiplantae, Streptophyta, Magnoliopsida, Fabales, Fabaceae. The transcript is spliced from 4 exons. Gene Ontology annotation, molecular function: protein binding. Bases 173 to 763 code for a protein of 196 amino acids.
AUAACCUACCUACUAAGUCAUCACAACCAAACCACAAGUUCACAAAAUUUUUUCUCAUUCAUAUCUACAAUCAAUCUCUAAUACUCAAGAAUCAGAAUUCAGCAGCUAGUGUUUGGUUUAGAAAUUGAAGGUGAAUUCAUAGAUAUUGUUACAAGAAUUACACAUCAAGAAAAUGGGGAGCUAUGAAACUGAGCUGAAUCUGAAGGACACAGAGUUAAGGUUGGGAUUACCUGGCUGUGAUGAACUGGAGAAACGUUCAUGCAAGAGAUCUUCAAUGGAAUUGGAAGAUUCCAAGUGCAAGAGCAAUGUUACUACAUCUAAUAAUGUUUCUUCUGAUUCCUCAACCACAAAUGAACAUGACUCAGAUAGUGUCCAACCUGCAAAGGUGCAAGUUGUGGGGUGGCCACCAAUUCGAUCUUAUAGGAAGAACAGUCUACAACAGAAGAAGACAGAACAGGGUGAUGGAGCUGGAAUGUAUGUGAAAGUGAGCAUGGCUGGUGCGCCUUACUUGAGGAAGAUAGAUCUCAAGGUUUACAACAACUAUCCAGAACUCCUCAAGGCCUUAGAGAACAUGUUCAAGUGCACAUUUGGUGAAUAUUCAGAAAGGGAAGGAUACAAUGGAUCUGAACAUGCUCCUACUUAUGAGGACAAGGAUGGUGAUUGGAUGCUGGUUGGAGAUGUUCCAUGGAACAUGUUCAUGUCUUCCUGUAAGAGGCUGAGAAUAGUGAAAGGAUCAGAAGCCAAAGGAUUGUCCUGUUUGUGACCAACAAAAGAAAAAGCAUGAAGUGAAACACAAAGUGAAGUCUUCAAUUCCCUUUGGUUGUGCAAGCAUGCAAGAACCUGGUCUCUGUGAUAUCAGGAAAACAGAUGGACGCCUUCCUUUUCCUCUGUUUGUUUGUUUGGCUUUGACGCCUCCUUCCAUAAUUGUAGUCUUUGGAAAAGGAAAAAGAAGAAAUAGGAAUAGAAAGAGGAAGAAAAGAAAAACUCAUGCUAUUUUGAUUGUACAGAGGAUAUAUAUAUAUAAUACUAUCUCAUUUUGUUCUAGCUA